This is a messenger RNA of Triticum turgidum subsp. durum (durum wheat), 549 nucleotides long. NCBI's taxonomy places the organism in Eukaryota, Viridiplantae, Streptophyta, Magnoliopsida, Poales, Poaceae. The record is from the annotation of a GenBank genome assembly.
AUGGCGCCUAGGAAUGGCUACACAGGAGAAGGAGGGAGCUCAGUCAUAUCCACGGAUCUAAGCCAUGGCAGUGUUGAAUCAGGCGAAUCUCUUCAGUCAACUUCCUCUCCACAUAGGUGCCAUCACGUAAUGCGUCCAGCAAGAAAAGUGGCUUUCGUCUACGCGGCCACAGGCAGGAGGUUCCUUGGAUGCCCUCUCUCGGGACCUGAUAGGUGCUCCUUGUUCAUGUGGAUAGAUGAAGCAUGGGGUCCUGUACUUAGCCGUUCAUUAAUACAACUCUGGGAUCAGGCUUUCCUGGACUCUGGAAGAGCAGCAAGGUUGCAGACAAAGAAAAAGGAAAUGGAGCAAGCAUACUUAGAGUUGUGGACUGAGAGGAGCAAUAUGGAGAUUGAAAAUCAGCAGGUGGUCAACAAGUUGAAGACCACAAUACUCGACACUGAGAUUAAGAUGUCAAGGAGGUUGGAAUUUCACACUAAGAUGUGUGUGGCAUUUAUUUCUUCAGCUGUUACCCUUGCUUCAGUGCUCGCUUAUGUGCUGUCUGCACACUAG